UGAGGGGUACAUAAUCCAGCUGUCGGGGUGACUGGAAUCCAUUGCUGCUGUGACAGAGGUCGGCUCCCUGCUUUGGGCGUUAGAUUGUGUUAGUAGUUUGGGGAUUUCAAGAACACCAUGUCGUCCAUUGCAAACACUGCGGCGGAGUACAUGCUCUCGGAUGCUUUGCUACACGACACCGGCCCCCCAAACAAGAAACGGCUUCGCCUAGAAUUACCCCUGGACCGAAUCAUUAAAUUGGUUUCCAUCGGACUCCCCCUUCUACUUGUCUCAUUAGCGUUCGCUCGAGAGAUUUCUAACGGGUCCCAGGUUAUCUGUUUUCCUCCCAGCAACUUUUCAGAGAAGCACGUUCAGUACGUGGACAAACACUGCUGGCAUUCACUGCGACAUCACGAUUUCACCGCUGGACGAAAUCCAGAAGUGCGAUCACUUUGGGUUCAUAAGGUGUACCCCUAUAUACUGCUGCUGGUUUCGGUCGCCAUGUACGUACCCGUCGCACUUUGGAAGUAUGUUUCGAGGUCUUUGUUGUACUCAGAUCUGUCUUUUAUUGUGGAUGAACUGGACAAAUCCUACAAUCGCUCCAUCAAGCUGGUCCAGCACUUAGUAAAAACCCACAGAACGUGCACAGACUCGCUGCUUUUCUGGGAGGAGCUUAAAAGCGCUCGUCACGUGAGAUAUUUUGAAUUCCCGCUGUUGGAGAGAUAUCUGACUUGCAAACAGAAAUCCCAUCAGCUGGUGUUUGCGUAUCUCCUGCGUAACAUACUCCUCCUUGUCAUCAUUCUCUUUACUUGUGCCUACCUGGCCAUCUUUCAUCUCACCGUCUUUUAUCAAGAUGAAUUCAACUGUCACAUCAAAGAAGGCUUUCUGAGAAGAGAGACCUCCAGCUCUGAAUUUGUAAACUGUAAAUUUGUAUCUUUGUCAAUAUUUCAAAUAAUCAGUGUCGCCAACGCUGUGGUGUACAUCUUACUGGUGCCGAUUAUAAUAUAUAAUAUGAGUAAACUCUGCUACUGGGAUAAACAGCUUCUAAAUGUAUACGAGAUGCUCCCCGCAUUUGACCUCCUUAGCAAGAAGAUGCUGGGGUGCCCCAUUAAUGAUUUGAACAUCAUUAUUGUCUUCCUUCGGGCCAAUAUUUCUGAACUCAAGUCCUUUAGCCGGUUAAGCGUUUUGUGUACGCUAAAAAACACAACAAAAAACAAUCAGAACAUCGAUACGGUGGUGGACUUCAUGACAUUACUGGUUGGCAUGGACAUCGAAAACGCCACCACGCAGAACAACCAAUUAUGUGAUGCCAACUCUGAUAUCAACCAAUCACAGACCUCAAAAAAGGAAUGUUAUGAAAUGGGUAAACUGCAAGAAAAGAAAUAGAAGAUUUAAAGAAACCUCUUACUCUAUCGGAGAAAGAACGUCCUUCCAAGAGAAUUCCUGGACGAGAUCAGUAUCUUCCACUUACACCCUUUUAAAUGGCUACACACAAUGAAAUUAUAUUUUUCUUCAAUCCUAUGAACAGGUGCCCUUAUGUAUGAUGAGAUAUUUAUUAAAACAUAUCAUGGUAUAGAACAGA
Pelobates fuscus (common spadefoot toad) is the source of this 1561-nucleotide messenger RNA. RefSeq names its product pannexin 3 (gene PANX3). The transcript has 5 exons. The coding region runs from base 118 to 1365 and encodes 415 amino acids. Gene Ontology annotation, biological process: monoatomic cation transport; cell-cell signaling; positive regulation of interleukin-1 production. Gene Ontology annotation, molecular function: wide pore channel activity. NCBI's taxonomy places the organism in Eukaryota, Metazoa, Chordata, Amphibia, Anura, Pelobatidae. Gene Ontology annotation, cellular component: plasma membrane. The record is from RefSeq and is a predicted model, not a curated record.